This is a messenger RNA of Hibiscus syriacus, 857 nucleotides long. RefSeq lists its product as uncharacterized. Lineage: Eukaryota; Viridiplantae; Streptophyta; Magnoliopsida; Malvales; Malvaceae. The record is from RefSeq and is a predicted model, not a curated record. The transcript is spliced from 7 exons. The coding region runs from base 39 to 728 and encodes 229 amino acids.
AAAAUUCACGAAAUUUAUUCAGGGACGGUGAGUUAGAGAUGGCGGGAAUUUGUGGUCCAAAUUCGAUUCCACAUCUCCACCGGAGGACCACUCAAUCAACGUUGAAUUUACGCAGAACCGACGCCGGAGCACGGUGUUGCUCAGUUUCACCGGAAACCCAAAAUAAAACCAAAACUCCGCCGCUUUUAAGAUUAGCAGUGAGUGGUGUCACCGAGUUGCUCAGACUCUUUUCUCCAUCCACCCAAGACAACAGAGCUGAUUAUCAACUGAAUACUGGAGAUACAGAAGGAGUUUCAGUGUCUGAUGUAGCUGAUGUUUUAAGAAUCCUUAAAGCCGAUUAUGAGAAUUAUUACUUUGUUACAGGAAAUUUCACUUCUGCAAUUUAUGCUGAAGAUUGCAUCUUUGAAGAUCCAACUAUUAAAUUCCGAGGUAAGGAGUUGUAUUCUCGCAACCUGAAACUGCUUGUUCCUUUCUUUGACAGCCCUUCAAUUGGAUUGCAAAAGAUUGAGAAGGGCGCCAACAUGGAAACAAAUUUUGUGCUCGCAACUUGGAGAUUAAGAACCUACCUGAAGCUUCCAUGGAGGCCACUUAUAUCAAUUGAUGGAAGCACUUUCUAUGAAUUGGAUGAGAAGCUUAAAAUUGUUAGACAUGCUGAGAGUUGGGAUGUCACUGCACUUGAAGCAGUUGGUCAGAUAUUCACCCCUAGUAGUGGAAGGGCAAAUGAUUGAGCAUAAUAUAUAUGACCAUAAGAAAUCAAGUUACUAUAUGUAAGUAUGCAGCCACAUUUAAAUUACAAAUUGCAUAAUAUAAUCACCCAUAGUAUUGGAAUUUUGGGGUUGACUUUGAUUGUGAGGCCA